Molecule: messenger RNA, 1053 nt
Organism: Owenia fusiformis
Lineage: Eukaryota; Metazoa; Annelida; Polychaeta; Sabellida; Oweniidae
Source: the annotation of a GenBank genome assembly
AGUUGAUAUCAAACACAAACUUGGCAAUUUCUUCUACAAGUAUAAGUAUCAAGUACUUUAUAAAGUUUGUUGAUGUAACAAAUGGCCAAACAACAGAUCCACCAACAACAGCUGCACUAACAACAGCUGUACCAACAACAGCUGCACUAACAACAUAUGCUCCAACAACAGCUGAACUAACAACAGAUGCUCCAACAACAGCUUUACCAACAACAGCUGCACCAACAACUGUUCCAACAACAGCUGCACCAACAACAACAGCAGAGCCAACAAAUCCUCCUUUGGAUUGCAGUGCAGGAACAACAGUGAAUGUGGUUUCAGCAGAAUAUGUUUCUAAUACAUUAUACAUUCAAAAUGGUAUCAAUCAAUGGUACACGGCCACUCCUAAUCCCACAACAGGUGCUAUUGCAUCCUGGGCAUUUAAUUUGGAAAAUACUGGGUACCAGCUAGACAUAUACAUGAUGAUGGACUGGAAUAUGGAUUUCACAUAUGCAUCUAAUGGGGACUAUGAGAUUCAUUUCGAAUCAGGAGCUGCAGCCUCUGCUAAAAUUCACUGCAGUAAUGAAGGUUGGUAUUUUUUUGAUGGUGCUGGUAAUAAGUGUCCAGGUUCAUUCCCAAUGAGUGUUGACUCAUUUUUCAACAAGGGCAAUCCGGGUAUUCCUACAGGUGUACAAGCCGGCACAUUUCAUCAGGACAGCACACAUAAUAUACAAUACUUGUUCAAAGAUGAUUGGGUUUAUGAAUCCAGGGCAGCAAUUGGCUCAACUGGUAUAAGCGUAUUUGAUCUGACAGCAACGUACCACAAAGAUGAUGCAACAGCACCAACCAACAUUUUCAAGGGAGGAAUACCAUAUGGGAUAACGGCAGCAGCUCGGUUGCCGAAUGACUUGUUUGGAUUUUUUGUUGGAGAACAUUACUAUGUUUAUGACUUAACAACCGAAACAUUAUCAGGUCCAACAUGUGUAAAUCAAGCUUAAUAUCUUUAUAUUGCUACCAGAGACAUUGUAUAGUUGGUCAUUAAUAUAUUUUUUAUUAGAGGUACGUAAUUGUAGG